UUCUAUAAACCUCAAACAAAACCUCUGUUCUAACUUCUAACUCUUACAAUAACCAACUUCUCAAAUGGCUUAUAAUUACCGUUUUGCCUUUUUCCUCACCGUCCUCACCGCCCUCGCCGGGAUCUCCUCCGCCGCGUUGGUCAAGGAGCAGCCGCUUGUUCUGAAAUACCACAACGGCGCACUCUUGAAAGGAAACAUCAACGUCAAUCUCGUUUGGUAUGGGAAGUUCACACCCACCCAACGGUCAGUGAUCGUCGACUUCAUCCGCUCGCUCAACUCCAAAGAAGCCACAACCUCCGCCGCUCCCUCCGUCGCGUCGUGGUGGAAGACGACGGAGAAAUACAAAGGCGGAGCUUCGACUCUCGUCAUCGGGAAACAGCUCCUCCUCGAGAACUACCCCCUCGGAAAAUCUCUCAAGAAUCCUAACCUCCGUGCUCUAUCCACCAAACUUAACGGCGGUCUCCGUUCUAUAACCGUCGUUUUAACGGCGAAAGACGUUUCCGUCGAGGGCUUCUGUAUGAAUCGAUGCGGGUCCCACGGAUCGUCCGUCUCCACUUCGCGCCGCGCGGCUAACGGCGAGGCUUACGUCUGGGUCGGAAACGCUGAGACGAUGUGCCCCGGAUACUGCGCGUGGCCGUUUCACCAGCCCAUUUACGGCCCACAAGGGCCGCCGUUAGUUGCGCCUAACGGUGACGUUGGAGUCGACGGGAUGAUUAUAAACCUGGCUACGCUGCUAGCUAACACCGUCACGAAUCCGUUUAAGAACGGUUAUUUCCAGGGCCCACCAACUGCUCCACUUGAAGCUGUCUCCGCUUGUACCGGCAUGUUCGGGUCGGGUUCUUACCCGGGUUACGCGGGUCUAGUGCUCGUUGACAAAACGACCGGGUCUAGCUACAACGCUCGUGGACUCGCCGGGAGGAAAUAUCUCUUGCCGGCGAUGUGGGAUCCACAGACGUCGACGUGCAAGACUCUGGUUUGAUCCAAGGGAUGUGAGUAUGACACGUGUCAUGUUCUUGAAGGAAUGAGGAGAUCUAGAUGGCAUCUAUAGUCAAAACAAGUUGUAACUCGCGCUUGUAUAAUACUAUAUGCUUUCGGGUUUGGACUGUGGAUAAGAGUCUUUGCUUUUGUCGUUUUGUUAUGACGUGUAAAUUAUGUUUCUUGAAUGUGAAGAUAUAUGAAUAGUAUAAAAUAAAAUGAUUUUGUUU
This is a messenger RNA of Brassica napus (rape), 1205 nucleotides long. Its product is annotated as protein EXORDIUM-like 2. The transcript has a single exon. The record is from RefSeq and is a predicted model, not a curated record. NCBI's taxonomy places the organism in Eukaryota, Viridiplantae, Streptophyta, Magnoliopsida, Brassicales, Brassicaceae. The coding region runs from base 65 to 979 and encodes 304 amino acids.